AUGCCCAUCUCCCGCAGACUAGGAACCGAGAUCAUCACUGUUGUAGUUGGAAUAGGUCCUGCAACAGAAUUUGGUGUUCAUAAGAGAUUGCUAUACUCUGAAUCCGAAUACUUCAAGCAGCUGCUGUUCAGCCGCCAGAAGGCAUGGAAAUCACAGAGUGUAGAACUGAAAGAGGCACACCCUGAAAUCUUUCAGAUUUAUGUGUACUGGUUGUACCGGAGGACGCUUCCCGUACGCCACACCGCGGGCCUGAUCGAAGAAACGACGAGCGAGGACAAAGGAGACGGGUACGCAUAUAGCGCAACACAGGCAGACGUCUCCGAUCCCACUGCACACGAAAUUGAGUACCUACGACUGGCCAAGGCGUACGCCCUCGGAGUCAUCGUACAGGAUACUGCAUUCAAAGAUGCCGUCAUCGACGCAAUAUUCAUGAAGGCAUACAAACCGGCACCGGGAGAGGAACUUUGGUAUCCUUCUGGGAGUGUAAUAUCUUACAUAUAUGAGCAUACGUCGAAGACUUCUGAAAUUCGUUGCUUGUUGGCUGACAUCUACGUUCGUUAUGCAGAUGCUGAAGCGCUGGAGGAUGAUGUCUGUGAUGACGCAGACUUGUAUCCCAGGGAAUUUCUUCUCGACCUUGCCAAGGCGCUCUUGAGAUGGAAGGCUGCGCGGUCCGAGUCUGAUGAUGACGAUGGUGAUGUCCCGGCAGACACGUGCAAAUACCACGGACACGCUUUCGGUCAGGAAAAUUGCUACAAAACUCGGUUUGCAAUGCCGUAUUCUGUCUGA
This is a messenger RNA of Pochonia chlamydosporia 170, 786 nucleotides long. RefSeq names its product BTB/POZ domain-containing protein. The transcript has a single exon. The record is from RefSeq and is a predicted model, not a curated record. Bases 1 to 786 code for a protein of 261 amino acids. Lineage: Eukaryota; Fungi; Ascomycota; Sordariomycetes; Hypocreales; Clavicipitaceae. Gene Ontology annotation, molecular function: protein binding.